Messenger RNA from Phragmites australis (common reed), 733 nucleotides. RefSeq lists its product as uncharacterized. The record is from RefSeq and is a predicted model, not a curated record. Bases 23 to 733 code for a protein of 236 amino acids. NCBI's taxonomy places the organism in Eukaryota, Viridiplantae, Streptophyta, Magnoliopsida, Poales, Poaceae. The transcript has a single exon.
CACUGACAUUCAGACGCCGACAAUGGAAGAAGCCCCAGAGCUGAUCAGCCCGAGGAUCUCAUUCUCCCACGACCUAGCCACCGUCGCCACGCCACCAGCCCUGCCCAGCCGCCGGUUGGACACGUCGUUGCUCGUGCCUCGCCUCCCCGAGCCGGAGUUCGACUUCGCCAACGCCAAUGCGGCCGCCGCCGACGUCGCCCCUGCCGACAGCCUCUUCGCCGACGGCAAGCUGCUGCCGGUGCCGCCGUUGCCGCUAGCUCCCAAACCCUACCCGUGCAUUAAGCAACAGUCAAGCAGCAGCCGGGUCAAGGCGCAGGCGUGCCAGCAGAAGCGGCGGCCGGGCUCUUGGGCGGCGUCCCCGUUUUCACGUAGCAGCAGCGUGAAUUCUGCCACCAAGACGACGGGCGCGCAGCUGUCCGCGGGGAGGUUCGGCUGCCCGUCGUUCCCGCUUAUGCGCAGCCGGUCAGCCGUGGCGCGGGAUGGGUUGGGCAGUAAUGUCUUCCCCGACUCCGGCCAUCGGCCGCAGAACAAGACAUUUAACUCUGCGGCUGUAGCUAGUAACGGUGGUGGCUCAAGAGUUUACUACUACGGAGGUAGUAGAAAAGGCAGCAGCCAUGGUGUUAGGGUUAGCCCAGUUCUUAACGUGCCAUUCAUUGGGACGAGUGUGGUGAAGGUGCUGAGCUACUUGUUCUGUGACUGUAGCAAUAAGAACAAGAAGAAUAGGGAGUUUUAG